Molecule: messenger RNA, 1116 nt
Organism: Neohortaea acidophila
Lineage: Eukaryota; Fungi; Ascomycota; Dothideomycetes; Mycosphaerellales; Teratosphaeriaceae
Exons: 3
Coding region: 1-1116 (371 amino acids)
Source: RefSeq, a predicted model, not a curated record
AUGCUCCAACCAAUCCUUCUAACCCUGCUCGCCUCGGGUUUUGCGUCUGCGGCCAAACGCGCCGCCAACGCCACCCUUUGCGAGCACUACAGCACUCUGCUUCUCGGCGCCAGCAAUGCUACCACGCAGCACACCCUCAUGACCCUGGUCGUCAACACGGCCGUCAUCGGCAACUACAGCAGCGCCAGCAAGAGCUACGUGCCCGGCAUCCUCGCCGCAGAUGCCACCUUCAACAACGCAAAGGUCAACCUGCUCCAGUUCUUCGACGGCUCCCUGUACUCCACCAACAACGGAGAUGCCACCCCCGGCUCCACCAAUUUCCUCGACGGAGGCGGCGCCGCCCCGUUGAAGAUGAACAUGCCUGCCAAUAACGUUACCUCCAACCAGUACGGCCUCCUCACCCACCUCUACGAAUUCUUCGGCGACUUGCUGGGCUGCUCCGCCGUCGGCACCAAGGGCUUCCCCUCGUACGGCGGCGUCACCUCCAUGUACGAAGUGCACAAGUUCAUGGCUCUCAACGCCGACGAGGUGGGCUACUUCAUUGAGCAAGUCGGCCUGUCGGCCGCGAGUUUCGGCGUGGCUGCUGCGGACGUGCAGUAUGUCGGCAAGACGCUGCAGAGCUUGUUUGGCAUGAGGUGUGCGCCGGCCGUGGACAUCUUGCCGGGAGCGCCGGCGCAGUUGCAGGCAAUUUGCACGGACCCCGAUUGUCCCGAGGCCUCGCCAUCCAACUGCAGUACCUACGAAGCAUUCGUGGAGCCCAAGGUCGUCAGCGCAACGAGCGGCGCAGGAGCCAGCUCGACAGGAAUGGGAAUGCCAAUGGGCACUUCAGGCGCCUCCGCAACUGCGACUGCCAGUGGGGCCAAUUCUACUGUCACUUGGACGAGUCCCUGCCCGUCCAGUGGCACUGCCUUGGCUAGUAGUGGAGCGGCUAACCCCGCUGCUACAGGUUCCACCUCGGGCUCUGGCUCUGGCUCCGGCAGUGGCAGUGGAAGUGGCAGUGGCAGUGGCAGUGGCAGGACCGGUGGCACUGGAAUGACUGGUGCUGGGUCCAGUGUGGGCAUUCCCAUGUGCCUCAUGCUGGCGGCGGUCGCACAGCUCGUUUUGAUCAUUGGAUAA